UCACCGUUAAAAUAGAAACCCUUUUGAAGAAAUCCUUCAAAAUUUUGCCGCACCCGACAAAUCCAUUAUGAAGAGGCCGAGUCUUCAUCUUGAACAAGUAGUCUUCUGGGAUUGAAAUUUUAUACGAGAAAGGUGCUUCUCAUAAAUUUUUCUUGAUGAAAAUGGAAGAAAGACCCGAUUUACCAGCUAGAUUUUUCAAGGUUAUUUUGCCCUCAGUUGAUAGCCAACGAAAACUGAGGAUCCCUGAUAAAUUUGUUGGAAAAUAUGGGCACGAACUCUCUGAUGUUGUCAGACUUGUGGAUCCUAUCAGUGCUGUUUCAUAUGUCAGAUUGGAAAAGACGGAAAAGACACUCUGGCUUUGCGAUGGCUGGGAAAAGUUUGUGGACGACCAUUUCAUCAGUUAUGGGUACUUUUUACUCUUCAAAUACAGAGGGAACUCAACCUUCAAUGUUAAUAUAUUAGACUUGACGGCCACAGAGGUUGACUAUUCACUUAAUAAUAGUCGUAAUUUUGAAAGAACCAAUCACUGUACUCGGAUUUCUAUUUCCGAAAAGGAAGAGAAUAGUAAUGAUGAAUCUGUUGAAGUUCUAUCUUUCUUCCCUCGCAAACCAAAUGAAUGUGGGGUUAGGGCAACAAAUAGUAGAAGACAUCAUCACCAGACUACGCAUGAUUUGUCUUUUUCAUCAAAAGAACUUGCCCAUGAAGUUAAAAGGGGUAAGAUUGAUGCAGCCGAGAGGUCAAAAUCCCAGCAUUGCUAUCUUACACGAAACAAAUGUAAAAUAGAAGAUGAGGGAACUAAAACUGAGUGCGAAAAACCUAAUAUCACUAUCAAGAAUGUUCAAGAGACAAUUCCAUGUACUGAAGACAAUCGACAAUCUAGUUCAAAUGGCUCGUGUAUUAAAAGUCACUCGGGAAAGAAGGCCAUAGAUGCUGCUGCAAAAUAUUUGCCUAAAGGCCCUUCAUUUGCCGUCAAGUUGAAACGAAACAAUCUAUAUCCACACUUUUGGAUGUACGUGCCAACCGCAUUUUCUCAGUAUCUGCCAAGUGCUCCAGGGCUUAUUGUACUUGUUGAUUCAGAUGGCCAGAAGUGGCCAGUCCGUGUAAAGCAAAAAAAGGGAGCUAAGGACAGAUAUCUAUCAAAAGGAUGGAAGGCAUUCGUCAAGCUAAAAAAUCUUAAAGUUGGUAAUACGUGUGUCUUUGAGCUAAUCGACGCCAAUAAACACAUGAUAAGGGUUUCCACCUUUAGCAACACGAGCAGAGUUGGAAAUUGACUUCAAUUGAUCUGAAUCAAGCAGCGGACAAGAUAGAACGGAAUAUGAAUAGUGACAUUUUCCCCCUUCUUUGGAGAGGCAUUUGAACUUGGGAACAACCUGUUUAUAUCAACUGCAAUAGGAUUCUGAGUUACCAAACCUUCAAUUGAUUCAAGAUUUUUGUACUUUUAUUUACUUUGAAAUUACUAGCAAUUUUUUUUAUUAUAAUACUUUGUUGUACUUU
Molecule: messenger RNA, 1494 nt
Organism: Olea europaea var. sylvestris
Lineage: Eukaryota; Viridiplantae; Streptophyta; Magnoliopsida; Lamiales; Oleaceae
Product: B3 domain-containing transcription factor VRN1-like
Exons: 4
Coding region: 156-1271 (371 amino acids)
Molecular function (GO): DNA binding
Source: RefSeq, a predicted model, not a curated record